AGAGCCCUGUGGUUGCACAGCACCACAAGGACUGAGCAGUCUGUCCUUGACCACGACUGUUGUGGCAGCAGCGGCGGCGGCAGCAGCGGUGCUGACAUUGGGACAGCGGUGUCAGGACAGUGGUGGCAGCAAGAGCUGCAGGACUGGCAGUGGGCAAGGCACCAUGGCCUUUGCUCUGCGCCUCCUCCUCCUGCUCCUCCUGGCAGUGGCCCUGCCUGACAGGGCUGCCCAGGCUGCUCCAUGGCGAGCAGGGCGAGCAGACAAGAAUGGUAGGAAGGCUUCUCAGGCAGCUUGGCUUCAUGAAGAUUUUCUGCCUCUGGAGCCCCAUGCAGGUGUGUCUGCAGCGAAGAUGUUUCAAGCUCCUUUUCUGGUUGCUGCACGCAAGCCCAGCUCACAUCACAGGGGUACUCCAAGAGGGAGGAAUAAAUCUACAGGAGACAAGAGGCUGAGUGAACUGGAGAGACGCCAUGAGAUGAACCGAAAGGCUGUGCUGAAGGCAGCGUUUCCCGGAGAAAGCAGUGGCCCAUGGGCAGCCUCUGCUGCAGGAAGGGAGGCCAUGCCAGGCACAGUCCCAGGAGACAAGAAUGGUAGGAAGGCUUCUCAGGCAGCUUGGCUUCAUGAAGAUUUUCUGCCUCUGGAGCCCCAUGCAGGUGUGUCUGCAGCGAAGAUGUUUCAAGCUCCUUUUCUGGUUGCUGCACGCAAGCCCAGCUCACAUCACAGGGGUCCUCCUAGUGGGCGGAAUAAACCUGCAGGAGAUAGUAAGUCACUGGAGACAUCCAAACGCAUGGACAAGAUGCUGAGUGAACCGGAGAGACGCCAUGAGAUGAACCGAAAGGCUGUGCUGAAGGCGGCAUUUCCCGGAGAAAGCAGUGGCCCAUGGGCAGCCUCUGCUGCAGGAAGGGAGGCCAUGCCAGGCACAGUCCCAGGAGAUUGGGAUCGUGACAUGGAUUAUGUGGAAGUGUUGGUAGAUGGUGGUUUGAAGACCUUGCCAGAUGCUGAAGGCAAGUUCUCAAUGUCCCUUUCUGCACAGACUAAUCAGUGUCAAGGUGGGAAGAGCUCACUCAUGUGCCAUUUCCCUUAA
Cyanistes caeruleus (blue tit) is the source of this 1081-nucleotide messenger RNA. RefSeq lists its product as uncharacterized. Lineage: Eukaryota; Metazoa; Chordata; Aves; Passeriformes; Paridae. The record is from RefSeq and is a predicted model, not a curated record.